CUCGUCGAAUGCAAAUAUAUUAUUAUGAUAUUAUUAUGAAAAAACUCAUAAACAAUUGCAACUUGUUGUGAGCCCUAGAAAAACUGAGUUACCCGGAUGUACAGCAUUAGGAGAAUUUGAAGAAUGGCGUCAACAUACACAUGCGGAUUUGAACACAAGAUUUGCAAAUAAGAUCGAAACUGAGUUUAUCAGGAAACAAAAUCAACAUGUAAUUCAAUGACAUGGAAAGUCGCCAGGAUAGCAUUUACCCUCAGCUUGAUGUCGACAACCCUAUCAUCAGCACACUGGAAUUGGAAACUGGACAGGAAAAGUCUGACAGUGACAGGGAUAAUAAUGUAAGGAAGAGCAUCAGAUGUAAGCGACCACCUCAGUCCUUUUCACCAAGUUUGGAUACUGCUGUUGGGGAUCGCAAUGAAUCAAGCAAAACCAAGAAGCAGAGGACCAAGUCGGCAACAGCACCAGAUCGUCCUUGUGAUCUCAUGCCAAAUGGUGACCCUUUUCUGUGUGACCUUUGUAUGUCACCCUAUGUCAUAAACAGAUCACUGAAACGUUCCCUCAAAAACAAACGAUCCAAACAUAACCCUGCUCCUCGUAACAAGAUGGACCCUCUCACUGGAAAGAUUCUGAUGCUUUGUAAUGCAUGUAGCAUUACUUUUGACAGACCACGGAAACCUAGGAAAAUAGUUCCUGUGCCAACAGCAGAAGAGAUGGAAAAAUGCCUCCAAGGUGCAAAAGAUUUUGCCAAAACACUGGCCGAAAAAAUGAACAGACCAGAAGCUGAGAGGUUAUACUGCCCAGUGGUCAGACCUAAAACAUGUGCUUGUUUGCAGAGAUACAUCAACGCUGAUGGUGAGUCUGAUGAGUUUGAUAAACGAGCUAAAGCGAUGAUUGACUUGUUGAUGAAGGCCAGGGAGCUCAGCACAGAGAAGUGUUAUACUAAGGAUAUUGAGUCCAAAAGAAAGAGAACAGGACUUAAAAAUUUAGGUAUAGGAAUAGGAAAUGGGCAAAAACGAUCCAAGGCUUUUGAAGAGUUUGUUCUUACUCAGAGAGAACACUUGAAGAAUGAAUUGAAGCUGUGUGAGAGGGCAGUCCAGAAAGUUCUUAUGUACUCCAAUAAUUUCCUUCAUAAGAAGCUUGUCACUGAAAAGAGUUUAUGUCGUGCUAAGCCUGUAAAUGGAAUGGCUAGGAAGGGCCUUCUGCAGCCAUUUGAUGCAAUUUCCCAGAUUCGAUGUUGUGUGGACAAUUGCAUCAUGAUGGCAAUCACUCAUAAGAAGUUGCUGCAGGAUUGGAGAAACAGAGCUAACAAAGGUCAAUCAGAGCACAGGAGAGUCAUUGCCGAAAUGUUGACACCGUCUGCUGGAGCAAGGACUAACUGUUAUACAUUCAUUACUUUGGUAACUGGUGCAUCUCGUAGCACAAUUGUCCAGGUUAGUCAUCAAAUGAAGCAAACAGGCGGUGAGAGGGAGCCACCUGCACAUGGCAUGAAAAAGUUCUGGCAGGGCAAUAGUCGUCGUAAAAGUACAGAGUCGGUCAGUCCGUCUAAAGUUUCCACACACAUGGGGAGAACAACUACCAGUGCUUCUUUCACUCACUCAGUAGUUCCAGUUACUUCUAAACCAAAUGUCAUGGUAUCUUCCCACAAUCCUGCCACACCCACUUCAAACAUUAUCAUCCCAGUGUCUGUGAAUACUAUCAGCUCAGAGGCAUCAAGUUUAACAGUGCAGCGACAGCAGCUGAUGCAGAUACAACAGCAGAUGUUUGAACAACAAGUCCAGCAGCAGCAGCAGCAACAUCUUCUACAGCAGCAGUUACUGCAACACACCAUAAUGCAACAGAUUGGACAAGCAACUGAUGGAAUGCCACAGAACCUUUCCAUGCUACAGACCAUGAUUGAUCAGCUAAAUGUGCAGAUUCAGAACACACAGCAACAGCUACAGUUGUCUCUGAGAACUAUGAACAUGAUAGGAUCACAGUCUGUUGGCGGUAAUAGUACCAUUGAAUCAACCCAAAAUAUGUUAACCACAGCUGAAAACAUCAGUGGUACAGAACCAACAUCUCGUAAUUAUUUAGGAACUACUUGUAACAAUGGUGAGUCAGCUCCAAGUAUGCAUUCAAAUCUGCUUCAAAUAUGUGGGAGCAAUGAAACUGGAUCUACUAAUCUCCCUCAACAACAACCCAAUGUUAUAACAACCAGUAACAUAAGUUCACAACUCCAGACAAACGAUCAAGGAGGAUUCGGUCAAAAUACAAAUCAAAUCUUAUCAGCUCUCUCACCACCAGAUCAGCAGAACCUCACGUUUUUCAGUCAGCUUUCGCCUUCACAGAUGUCAGGACAGACAGAGAGCCAUAUGAAUACUUCACAAAAUUACUUCAAUAAUAUGUCACUGCAGAGCAAUGGACAAACAAUCAUCCAAGUCCAGCAGUCUCCUGUAAUUCCUUCCUCACAGAAUCCAAAUUAUGUCCAAACUUUCCUGCCUGGGUCACAGCUCCAGAAAGGCCGGAUUAGUUCGAAUGAUAAUAGUUCAUUAGAGCAUUUCAUUAUACAAACCUAUCCAAGUGUGAAUCAAAGUGUUCAAGAUAACAUGGUAAGGUGUUCACAAAACAGUGUACUGGUACAACAGUUAAAUGCUCCUGUAAACCAAGCCCCUCGCUUAGCAGGUCCUCCUUUAAUGCUGGUCAACCAACAACAGGUUGAUUGUGGUGAUGGUCUUCCUAGUUCUCACCUAAGUAAGGAGUUGUAUGAUAUACCUGAAAAUGGAUUUCAGCAACAGUCAACCCGAAUAGAUUCUGAGCAUGGUUUAUUAAAUACUCCUAUUUUGGAUCUUACUCCAGCUGUUGUAGCUCCAUCUGUAAACAUAACUGAUCAAACAACCACUGAGAACACUCUUGGAACCGGUCAGACCAUUGCAAAGAGCAAUCUAGAAUCAUCGACUAUGCUUGACCCAACAGCUGCAAAAAGUUCAUCAGAGACAUCAACAUCUGAUGGCUCAUUAGAUUCUGUGAAUGUGACUCUCCAUGCCGCUGAAGAUACGCAAAAGUCAAUGGCAGUGACUGGUCAACAUGAGAGAGCACUGGACCAAAUGGAUGAGACCAGUCAAAACAGUAGAGAGGAAGUAACAGUCUUGAAUGAUCCAACAAGCAACACAAAUACAUCUGAAUCGGCUAUUAUGACUAAUCUUACUACUAUGUCGAGAUCAACAGCUAGGACUGUUCAAACUACGAUAGACAGUUCUUCAUCAAAUGUUAUUGUUCAACCAGGUAGUGAAAGUAUAGUAACCUCUACUUCUGAAGGCAUUCAGUCUGGUACCAAGUCAGUCAGCGAUAACUCCCAGUCUGUGGUUUACGACAAGUCUGUUUUGUCAGUUUUGGCAAAUGACAAAAAAUCGUUUCCUAGUAGCACUUCCAACAACCAUGUCAUUUCUGAUUUUACCCCGACCUCAAAAACUGCUAAUACUCUGUCACGUUCAGACUCUCGGUAUCCACAUGUGUCCUAUUCUUCAUCAAACACCAAAUCGGCAGUCACUCGAUUCCAUACGUCGCCAAAAAGUGCAUUCCAUACUCCUCAAAAACAAUUAGGGGAAAGUGGUACUGCUUGUAAUCCUUCUACAGAUCACGGGAAAUGUCUGCAAGUGCGGAAUUCACAAUCACCGAAUGUGAAAGUGGCAACUUCAGCAUCAGGCAAUUUACAUCAAAACUUGAACACAGAUACCUUGCCGAAUACAUGUUUACCAAAUGCCACCAUAGCUUCAUUUUCAACUGGUAAACAACGAAAUAGAACUACACGUCGUAGUGGGGUGACUAAGGUAACACAAAGUCGAUCACAAAAUUCUGUAACAAUUGUGACAUCUACGUCUUUGGACACAAGUACAUAUGUCUCUGUUCCAAUGAUUCAAGGGGUACAAAAACGAAGUAAUCCGUCCUUCAAACAGUUAACAGCGUUGCCUGUUUUUGUUAACCAGCAGUCUAAGAAUCGUCAGUCAUUGUUUUCCCAGCAAGGCGUUUCUCGAACGAACCCGUCAGUGUCAGAAAUCCAUCAGCGUUUGCAUGAAAAUGUGUCCAUUACAAGUAAGGUGCCAAUUCAGCAUAAUUCAACGACCGUUUAUGCAUCAGCAACUAUGGCAGAAAAGCGCAGCAUUAUAGUUGAUGUCAUUCCUACAUCAACAGACACUACGAGAACUCACCAGGCUAUACCAUCACCAUUAAUAAGUUCCUCUGGAUCAAGAAAUGAUGGAACAGAUUUUCAGACAGUAAUCCCCAGUUCACUUAUCACUCAAGAUUCCAUGCCUCAGAGUACACAUGUUACUGCCAAAAGUCUUUCAGUCGGUUCAAGAAUCGGAGUUUCGAAUCUGGCUAGUUCAGUGAAUAAAUCUACCGAAGGUUUAAGCGGGAGUACUACAGACAAGAACAUGCCCUUCAACUCCUUGCCACCAGUUAUGAAGUCAUUUUCUGAUACUUCCCAUACAUUCUUGAACUUUUCCGGACCGCAGUUACAGCACAAGAUCGGUUCUGUGCAUCAGAAUAACAAUGAAAGACGUGUUGCUGGAAAUAGCAUACGCCAACAAAUGACAAACAAGUUCGUUUCGACGCAAGGCAUUUCAACAUCGACUAUGCAUAUGGGAUCACAUGAGACUCCUGUUAGCGACAGUUUUCAGCCUAUAAAUUGUACUUUAGUAAUCAAUCCAUCGCAAAAUCAGCGUGCAAUCGUAGCACAAGGGCAGGGACAAGCAAUCAUUGGUCAGAUUCAAACCAUGACGCCCAGUGCACCUACACACAUACGUCCACAAUUAGUAGAAGAUCCCAGGAACAGUGGAGAUCAAAGAACACAAUCGGCACCACCUUUGCCAUUAGUACACAAUACUACCUUAACUAUUGAUUCCGACACGUUUAUGAGGUUGUGUCAACAGGCAUCAUUGAUACGUACACCAGUCGUCAGUAUGGAUAUGAACACACAAAUCAGCAAAAACCUGUAGCAUGAAUUUACAUUGAACAUAGCACAUUUUCAUGUUCAUAACCUUUGAGAUUUGGUAUCAAAGUGUAAUUUGCCUUAUAUAUAUUUUA
Molecule: messenger RNA, 5058 nt
Organism: Ylistrum balloti
Lineage: Eukaryota; Metazoa; Mollusca; Bivalvia; Pectinida; Pectinidae
Product: mucin-3B-like
Exons: 14
Coding region: 222-4970 (1582 amino acids)
Source: RefSeq, a predicted model, not a curated record